AUGUCGGAGAAAGAAGAAGCUGUCUUCCGUUCUGCGGACAUGUCAUUGGUUCAAUUAUAUGUUCCUACUGAUGUUUCAAGAGAUAUCAUCUAUAGAAUUGGUCAAUUGGAUAUUAUUCAAUUCAGAGACUUAAAUUCCAAAAUCAAUGAAUUUCAAAGAUCAUUUGUCAAAGAAUUAAGGAAAUUAGAUAAUGUUGAACGUCAAUUUAAUUUAUUUAAGAAGGAAUUGGAUAAUAGAGAGAUUUCAAUUAAAGAAUUCCCAUAUGAGCAUGUCAUUCCUCAACAAUCUGAAAUCGAUGAAUUGAUUGAAAAUUCUCAAUUGUUGGAAGAUAGAAUUAUUCAAUUACGUGAUUCCGUUGAAACUUUAUACAAUAAUCAAAGGAAUUUAAAACAAUUUAAAUAUACUAUUCAAUCUGUUUCUAAUUUCUUUACUUCUCAAAGUGGACCUUCUAAUACUAUUGGGAGUGAAGAAACAGCUUUGUUGCAACAAUUGGAAGUAGGUGGAGCUGACGAUGCUCAUCCUUCUUCAUUCAUUUGUGGUGUCAUUAAUCGUGACAAGGUAGGUGCAUUACAACAAAUCUUAUGGAGAGUAUUAAGAGGUAAUUUGUAUUACCAUAGUGAAGAAUUACCUGAAAAAAUGUAUGACGCUAAACAUAAUAGUUAUGUUGAUAAAAAUUCAUUUAUAAUCUUUUCCCAUGGUUCUAUUAUUCGUGAGAGGAUUAAAAAGAUUUGUGAAGCUUUAGAUGGUGAUCUUUAUCAAGUUGAUCAAACUGCCGAAUUAAGAUUAGAACAAUUAAAUGAAGUCAAUACUAAAUUAACUGAUUUAUCUACCGUUUUAAUCGAAUCAGAAAAUGCCCUCAAUUCAGAAUUGAUUGCCUUAUCUCGUGAUUUGGGAAAAUGGUGGGAAAUAAUUGCCCGUGAGAAGGCAGUUUACAAAGCCAUGAACAAAUGUGAUUAUGAUGGAUCUAGAAAGACUUUGAUUGGAGAAGGUUGGAUCCCAACUGAUUCAAUCACGGAUUUAACUUCAACAAUUCAAAGAGUAGAUCAAUCUGAACAAUCUUCAACUUUCCCCACUAUAAUUAAUGUUUUGGAUACUAAUAAGACUCCACCAACUUUCACGAGAACUAAUAAAUUCACCUAUGCUUUCCAAGUUAUUUGUGACGCUUAUGGUGUUUCGAAAUAUCAUGAAAUUAAUCCUGGUUUGCCAACAAUUAUUACUUUCCCAUUUAUGUUUGCCAUUAUGUUUGGUGAUGUAGGACAUGGUUUCAUUGUCGCUUUGUCCGCUGGUUUCUUAGUCUGGAAUGAAAAGAAAUUGGGUGCCAUGAAGAGAGAUGAAAUCUUUGAUAUGGCAUACACGGGAAGAUAUAUCUUAUUAUUAAUGGGUAUUUUUUCAAUGUAUACUGGUUUUAUUUAUAAUGAUGUCUUUUCUCGUUCGAUGAAUUUAUUUUCUAGUGGAUGGAAAUGGCCAGAAGAAUUUGAAAUUGGUGAAACUUUACAUGCUAAAUCAAUUGGGACUUAUAUUUUUGGUUUAGAUCCAGCUUGGCAUGGAACUGAAAAUGCUUUAUUAUUUUCUAAUUCUUUCAAAAUGAAAUUAUCGAUUUUGAUGGGAUAUACUCAUAUGACAUAUUCAUAUUUCUUUUCCUUGUUCAAUCAUAUUUAUUUCAAAAGUUUUAUUGAUAUUGUUGGGAAUUUCAUCCCGGGGUUAUUGUUUAUGCAAAGUAUUUUUGGUUAUUUAUCCUUGUGUAUCGUAUACAAAUGGACAGUUGAUUGGUUUGCCGUCCAAAAACAACCUCCAGGAUUAUUAAACAUGUUGAUUUCAAUGUUUUUAUCCCCCGGAAAUGUGGCUGAACCAUUAUAUUCCGGACAAGCAACAAUCCAAAUCUUCCUUGUCAUAAUUGCAUUGAUUUGUGUUCCAUGGUUAUUGUUAGUAAAACCAUUAUACCUCAAACGUGAAUUAGAUCGUGCUGCCCAUUCCCAAUAUGCACAAUUACCAACUGAUGAAUUGGACGAAACUCCAGCCACCGGUCAUGCCGAAAAUGAUGAUGAAGAUGAAGAUCAUGAAGAACAUGGAUUUGGUGAUAUCAUGAUCCAUCAAGUCAUUCAUACUAUUGAAUUCUGUUUGAAUUGUGUUUCCCAUACUGCUUCGUAUUUGAGAUUGUGGGCGCUUUCAUUAGCCCAUGCCCAAUUAUCUACCGUGUUAUGGUCAAUGACUAUUGGUAAUGCAUUUGGUACUACUGGGAUUGUUGGGGUGAUUAUGAUUGUAUUUUUGUUUGCCAUGUGGUUUACAUUAUCCGUUUGUAUUUUGGUGGUGAUGGAAGGUACUAGUGCCAUGUUGCAUUCUUUGAGAUUGCAUUGGGUUGAAAAGAUAUUGACUCCUAAAUUGGCUACUAUUAUUGGGUUAUAUUUGGAGAAAUUAUACUUGGCCCCCAAAUUGAUUAUUGGAUCUUUGCAAGGGUUUAUUAAAUAUAAUUCAACUACUUUUAGACCAUUUGGGAAUAAAUUAAAUGCUCGAUUAGUUGAGAUUAUCAACAGAGAUGAUUUUGGAAGUUUCCCAAGAGAUUUACAGUAUUGUAUUUAUGAGACAUUGGCGAUGUUACCUGCUAUUGAAAAACAAGAACCUGAAUCGAAAUGGAAUCAGGAUGUUGUCGGUAUAAUUGGUGAAAUCGGAGGUGUUGUUGGUGUAUAUCAAGAAUUCCUUAAUUUUAAAGAUGAUCAAGAUUUGAUUAGAUUGGUUGAUAAGGUGAAUACUGCAAAAGUUGGUAAUAAGAUUUUGGAAGAUAUUUCUAUUGAUUUUAAUGAACCAAAGACGAUUUUCCAACUUUCGGAUAAGAUUGAAAUUUUAUUGAAUUUGUUAAGAACAUAUUUGACUACUGAGACUCAAUUUACUGUUAAGGUUCCAAUUGGAUUGGUUUUGACUUUGUGUGAAGUAUUAUGUUGUUUGAAUGUGAAGUUUUUAUCAUUUAAAGGUGAUAUUAGAGACGAUCAAGUUAAAUCAAUACUUAAGCAAACUUUGGCAAUUAAUCAUAAGAAUACAGUUUUGUUGUUGAAUGAUAUAAUUGAUACUUAUAAAGGAAACUUGAUCCCUCAUUUAUCAAGUAUCAUUUCAUUCUUAGAAGUUCUUAUUCCAUUCAAGAAUAGAAAAGUUUCAUAUGAUGAUUUACUUGAACAUGAACAGUUGUACUCUGCGUUAUUAGACUGUGUUGGAAGAUAUCUUUCAUUGGUUGAAUAUAUUGGGGAUAAUUCCCAAUUAUUGAGAUUUAUUGAUGUUGCAUUAUUAUUGGUCGAACCUAGAAUUGAACCUCCAUCUCAACAACAAUCCCAAAACCAACAAGCUUCCAAUAACAAGAAGCAAAACAAAAAGAGAAAGAAUACUUCAGCUGUUCCGUUGUCUGAUAUCUUAUCCCAUGAGCAUCUCUUCAAUCAAUCUAUUCCAUCCGGAACGGUCAAAUCAGUCAGGAAAUUUAUCGAUACCAUUAUCACCAGGCAUUUAGUCCCAUCUGAAUUGAAAACAUUGUUGAUUAAUGCGGUUUUAUAUCCUGGAUAUGAAAAGAUUAGUGUUUUGCCUAUUGUUAGUAGUAUUUUGGGUAAUGAUCCAGUUUUGAGUGUUUUUAACAACCCAAGAUUUCCACCAUUGCCAAAAUAUAUCAACGUCCAUCUUCUCCUACAUGUCUACCUACUUCUCCUACUCCUCCUCCUUCUUCUUGAAGAAGAACAGGUUGAAGAAAUCAAAGAGGAAUCUGAAAUCAAGAGAAGAAAGAUUAAUGAAGAUGAAGUAGUUAAGAUUCAAAUUCAACAAAAGACGGAACAAAAGGUGGUUGUUGAAGAUAAAUCAAAAUUAUUCACCAAAGAGAAUAUAUCUGAACCAGUCGUUGAGGUGGUUACGACCACCACUACUACUGAAGUUGUUGAGGAUGAAAUUGAAGUUGACCAACCUGAAGUUGCUACAAUUCCAUCAACUAAAACAAGUCAAGAAGCUCCAACUGCACUCCCACAAGAAGAUGAAGAGGAAGAAGAAUCAGGAUCUGAUUUUGAGAUGCCACAAUUGAAUGCUGAUGAAUCUGAUGAUGAAUAG
This is a messenger RNA of Hemisphaericaspora subhashii, 4071 nucleotides long. Its product is annotated as V-type ATPase subunit a family protein. Gene Ontology annotation, molecular function: proton-transporting ATPase activity, rotational mechanism; ATPase binding. The record is from RefSeq and is a predicted model, not a curated record. The transcript is spliced from 4 exons. NCBI's taxonomy places the organism in Eukaryota, Fungi, Ascomycota, Pichiomycetes, Serinales, Debaryomycetaceae. Gene Ontology annotation, cellular component: proton-transporting V-type ATPase, V0 domain; vacuolar proton-transporting V-type ATPase complex; fungal-type vacuole membrane. The coding region runs from base 1 to 4071 and encodes 1356 amino acids. Gene Ontology annotation, biological process: vacuolar acidification; proton transmembrane transport.